Malassezia japonica is the source of this 978-nucleotide messenger RNA. RefSeq lists its product as uncharacterized. The record is from RefSeq and is a predicted model, not a curated record. The coding region runs from base 1 to 978 and encodes 325 amino acids. Lineage: Eukaryota; Fungi; Basidiomycota; Malasseziomycetes; Malasseziales; Malasseziaceae. The transcript is spliced from 2 exons.
AUGGCCGUGACGGGCACGGCACGGAUCCCCACGCUGGGCCCGAAUGCCUUGGGAUCGGUCGCGACGCAUCUUCAGACGCAACAUGGCGCACAAUCACUCGGCCCGUGGCGCCUGCGAUUUCGCCCGUAUCGCACGGUCCGUGGGUCGCAUUCGGAAGAGCACACCAAAGGGUUGCGUGCCGAGCAACCUGCCGACGACCUGCGCCGCCAGCGGCGCGUAAUGUGGGAGGUGACAGACGCGGCGCAACCAAAGGCCGUGUUUCUCCUGUUCGAGGACGCGGCGAUGCCGACACGGGCGGAAAUGCGCGCGACGUCGAGCGAAGGACACAGCCGCUGGCACGCUCACGUCGUCAGCGCCGAGUUUGCGACGCUUCUGCGCCAUGCGAAUCUUCCCGGGCCGCUCGGCACGCCAGCAGGUACGCUGGGCCCGGGUGCGUGGAUGCAGCGCGGCGCCAAUAUCGCAUUCGACGGCCUCUCGUUCCGGAUACGCUUGGGGCAGGCGCAGGCGUCGCUCCUCGGUACCGCGCCCGAGCAGGAAGUGGUGCUGAGCAUCGGCAACGUCAUUGUCGGCGCAGACCGUGUUGUAGGCGGCAUUGUCGAGAUCCAGUACCUGCCAUUGACGCGGCUCUCUCCGAGCUCGUCGUUGCUUGGCUCGCUGCUGGUCGCGCUCUUGCCGCCGAAUCUCGUGCCGCUGCUUACACCGGUGCCUGCGCCCGCGCAUGAGCUGAUUCUCCCGAGCUCGGUCGUGCCGCGCACGAUGCUAGCGCCGUCGCAGCUCGAAGAGGUCGUCCCGGCCAGCACGAGCGAAUGGCGCAACGCGUCUCAAGGCCGCCAGGCACCGCAAAACCCCGAGGCUUUUCCGCCGUGGGACGACGAGCCGAACUACACCCCGGAUGUCGUGGGGUGGACCGGCGUCGAGCCCCGCCGGCGCAUGGCAUUUGUAUACCUGACCAUGCUUCGUGCCGAAGGCCUCGCGUGA